AUGACUUACUUCCCCGAGGAGGUGGUGGAGCACAUCUUCGAUUUCUUGACCUCCCACCGGGACCGGAACACGGUGUCGCUGGUCUGCAAGGCGUGGUACAGGGUGGAGAGGCUCAGCCGUCGGAAUGUGUUCAUCGGAAAUUGCUACGCCGUGAAACCGGGCACACUUGUUUCUAGGUUUCCUCGCAUCCGGUCUCUGAAACUCAAGGGGAAGCCUCAUUUCGCCGACUUCAAUCUCGUUCCCCCUGGUUGGGGCGCAAAUGCUCUCCCCUGGGUGGAAGCUAUAGCCCGAGGCUGCCCGAAUCUUGAGGAGCUCCACCUGAAAAGGAUGGUGAUCUCUGACGAGUGCCUCGAGCUCUUGGCCCGGUCCUUCCCCAACUUCAGGGCGCUGGUGCUCGUUAGCUGCGAAGGGUUCAGCACCGAUGGCCUCGCGGCCAUUGCAACACACUGCAAGUAAGCGACCUCUGUUCCCUGUUAUUCACUAUACUGAAUCCAUCUCUUCUACGGGCUCUCUCGACCAUCUGUUGUCGUCGGUUUCAAAUUUUUCUCCCCUAUUGCUUUCUUUCAUCACGAUUUAAUGGGUUGAAGGGAGCAUCUAGGAAGGUCGAUCUUUUCUUCUUUGAAGCUGAAGCAAGUUCGUUGUCAUGAAACAAAAGAACUGCAGUCUGCAACUGAACUAGUAAAUUCAAAAGCCCAGAGGAACUCAUCGCGAGCUUCCAUACACAUUUUGGUGCAAGCCAAUUAAAAAGUAGGUAGGGGAUUUGCCGGAGGAAUUUUUUUUCCAUCCUCGAUCCUUCAUCUUUAUGCAGAUUUUAUACAUAAAAACUCCCUCCAGAUUUAUGGAAGGAUAUACUUCCACCUUUCAUCGCACCGGUUCCAAAGAGUUUCAUCACAAUAUUGCUAGUUGGUGCAUGAUAUUGACUUUGUGUUAGUCACUCAAGCUCUCUGUGUAAAUUUCCGACAUAAACUUGGACGGCUCUUUUGACCCAGUUUCUUUUUUGAAGUAGUGAUGGUAGCAGUGGGUGGUGAUAUCUGCUAGAUGUGAUAUCCUCUGUUUUCUUCCGAGUAUUCCCAGGUGGCUGAGGGAGCUGGAUCUACAUGAAAACGAGGUUGACGAUCGGGGGGAAUGGAUCAGCUGCUUCCCGGAUUCCUGUACGUCUCUUGUUUCCUUAAAUUUCGCAUGCCUCAAAGGGGAAGUGAACGCUUUGGCCCUGGAGAGGCUCGUUACGAGGUGCACCAACCUCCAGAGCUUGAGGCUAAGCUCUGCGGUGUCGCUGGAAACUCUCUCUAGAGUGAUCCUGAGGGGCCCCCAGCUGAGAGACCUGGGCACGGGCUCGUACGUGCACGACCCGAGAUCCGAGCCCUACCUCAACCUGGCCAGCGCCUUCAUGGCCUGCAAGUCACUUCGGAGCUUGUCUGGUUUCUGGGAGGUCACCGCUCAGUGCCUCCCCGCGGUCUACCCCAUCUGCUCCAAUCUCACCACACUGAACCUGAGUUACGCGGCGUCAAUUCAAGGCACCGAGCUCAUCAAGAUGAUCCGCCACAGCCGCAAGCUUCAGAGCCUCUGGGUGAGUGACACGCAGAUUCCAUAUUCUUCUUCUUCUUCUUCUUCUUGGUUGCGUUUGGUCAGUUUAAAUUCCCUCAAUUCCUCUCCGUUCUUGUUUUUUUUUUUUUUUUUUUGUUAGGUGCUGGAUUUGAUCGGAGACAGAGGACUCUGCGUGGUAGCGUCCACCUGCAAGGAGCUACAGGAGCUGAGAGUGUUCCCCUCCGACCCCAGCGGCGACGGAUCUGCGGCCUCCGUCACCGAGGAGGGCCUCCUGUCCGUCUCCAUGGGCUGCCCCAAGCUCCACUCCAUCCUCUACUUCUGCCGGCAGAUGACCAACGCCGCGCUGAUAGACGUCGCCAAGAACUGCCCCCGCUUCACCCGCUUCAGGCUCUGCGUCCUCGACCCCAGAAAGCCGGAUCCGUUGACUUCGCGGCCCCUCGACGAGGGCUUCGGCGCGAUCGUCCGCUCCUGCCGGGAGCUGCGGCGGCUGUCGGUCUCCGGUCUCCUCACCGACAAGGUCUUCCACUACAUCGGGAGGUACGCGCAGAAGCUGGAGAUGCUGUCCGUGGCCUUCGCAGGGGAGAGCGACCGGGGGAUGCAGGAGCUGAUGGAGGGCUGCCGGCGGCUGCGGAAGCUGGAGAUCAGGGACUGCCCUUUUGGGGACGCCGCCCUCCUCAAGGACGCCGACAAGUACGAGACAAUGCGAUCCCUUUGGAUGUCCUCCUGCGACGUGACCCUGCAGGCCUGCCAGGCCCUCGCCGCCAAGAUGCCGCGGCUCAACGUGGAGGUCAUCAGCGACGACGGCGACUUUGCCGGCGGCGCCGUCUGCCAGGUGGAGAAGCUCUACGUCUACCGGACCGUCGCCGGGCCGCGGGACGACGCGCCGGCGUACGUGUGGACUCUGUAG
Spirodela intermedia is the source of this 2452-nucleotide messenger RNA. The record is from the annotation of a GenBank genome assembly. NCBI's taxonomy places the organism in Eukaryota, Viridiplantae, Streptophyta, Magnoliopsida, Alismatales, Araceae.